UUCAGGGUGCUCUCCCUGUGCCAAAAGGGCGAGUACCCUGCCGUCGACCAGCUGCUCAAAAACAUCGACAAGCAUUACCAGGCCAACCCGCCUGAAGAUGGACUGCCCCCGCUAGCCGGAGUUCAAGAUCCCAUCAAUGGGAUGACGCCGCUGAUGUACGCGGUCAAGGACAACCGGACCUCGCUUGUUGACAAACUGAUCGACAUGGGCGUCGACCUGUCCGCGCGAAACCACAAGCCGCGCACAAAGGGCAUGAUGCGCUGGCAGAAGCUGUUCGCCCUGAAGAAGGGUCUGGACGAGCCGACGGCCAUCAACGAGUACUACAACAACAACCAAGCCAUGAAGCUGUUGCUUGUGCCGAAGACGGGUGCUGCGGGCGGCGAAAAGAAGGCCACCAGCCCCGGCGCCUCGGCCAGGAGGAAACGUGGCGACGACGAACCAAACCUUUUGGACAACCUGACGGUCAUCCACAUCGCGGCCACAUACUCGCGCGAGGACGUGGUCAAACUGCUGUGUUCCAAGAAGGCCAUUGACCUGACUGCAACUGGAGGAAAACUCCAACAAACGUGUGUUCACAUGGUGGCUGGCAGGAUGACCAGCACGGCCACAAACAUUGCCAAAGUGAUCCUCAACGUUGCACCUAAGGAGAUCAGACUCAAGCAGGACAUGAAUGGCAAAAUUCCGCUCUUCCUGGCCAUCGAAGCUGGCAAUCAGUCCAUGUGUCGCGAACUGCUGACCCACCUGGCGCUCGAGCAGCUCACGGUGAUCAACGACCGCGGCGACUCGGCACUCCACCUGGCCGCCAGAAAAAAGGACGUUGAGGUUGCCAGGAUUCUGGUCGAGUACGGCUCCGAAGUCGAUGCCCAAAAUUCUGAGGGGCAAACGGCCUUGCACAUAUCAGCUGACGUUGGCGACGACGCCAUGGUCAAGUUCUUCUUCGCCGUCCGGGCGAGUGCUUCCAUUAUAGACAAACAAGACCGGACGCCGAUGCACUUGGCCGCUGAGCGGGGCCACGCCAGUAUCAUCGAGGUUCUGGUGGACAAGUUCAAAGCGUCCAUCUGGGAGCGCACCAAGGACGGCAGCACCCUGAUGCACAUCGCGUCCCUGAACGGGCACGCCGAGUGCGCCACGAUGCUCUUCAAAAAGGGCGUCUACCUGCAGAUGCCAAACAAGAAGGGCGCGCGCAGCAUCCACACGGCCGCGCGCUACGGCCACGUCGGCAUCAUCAGCACCCUGCUCAACAAGGGCGAGAAGGUUGACGUCAGGACAAAUGACAACUACACGCCGCUUCACAUUGCCGUCGAGUCGGGCAAACCAGCGUCGGUGGAGACGUUGCUCGGUUUUGGUGCCGAGGUGCACGUCAAAGGUGGCACCCUGCUCGAGACGCCGCUGCACAUCGCGGCUAGAGUAAAGGACGGUGACCGGUGCGCCCUGAUGCUUUUGAAAUCAGGGGCCGGCGCCAAUGUGCCCACCGACGACGGCCAGACACCGGUGCACGUCGCGGCGAAAUCUGGCAACCUGGCCACUUUGCUGCUGCUGCUCGAGGACAACGGCGACCCUUUGAGGACUUCCAAAAUUGGCGAGACGCCGUUGCACCUGGCGUGUCGUGGGUCCCGCGCGGACGUGGUGCGACACCUGAUCACCUUUGUCACGGCCACCAAGGGCAAGUCGGUGGCCAUGCAAUAUGUGAACGCCGUGAGCGACGAAGGCGCCGGCGCCAUCCACUACGCGGCGCAGGUGACCAAGAAGGAGGUCGAGAAACCCAUGGAGGACCGAGAGGUCAUCAGGUUACUCCUUGAGAGUGGCGCCGACACCACGCAGACCACCAAAACGACGCAAGAAACGGCGUUUCACUACUGCGCGCACGCCGGCAACAACGACGUCCUUUGCGAGAUGAUUUCGCAUCUCUCGCAGACUGAAGUGCAGAAGGCGCUCAACCGACAGACUGACAAGGGCUGGACGCCACUGCUCAUCGCCUGUUACCACGGACAUAUGGAACUGGUUCAUACCUUGCUUGCCAAUCACGCGAGGGUGGACGUUUUCGAUCUGGAGGGUCGCUCGGCGCUGCACUUGGCCGCUGAGCACGGCUAUAUCAAUGUGUGUGAUGCCCUUUUGCAGCACAAGGCGUUCAUCAACAGCAAGUCGCGAAUCGGCUACACUGCCCUUCACAUGGCUGCGCAGAAUGGCUACACCCAGUUGGUCAAGUCGCUCAUCAAGGACCACGGCGCCGUCAUUGACGUCCUGACUUUGAAAAAGCAAACGCCUCUUCAUUUAGCGGCCUCGGACGGCCAACUCGAGGUUUGUCGACUGCUCUUGGAACUCGGCGCCAGCAUCGACGCCACCGACGAACUUGGCCAAAAGCCCAUCCACGUCGCCGCGCAGAACAAUUACUCGGCCGUCGUUGCACUUUUCCUUCAGAAACACCCUCAACUUGUUGGUGCCAACACCAAGGACGGAAACACCUGCGCGCACAUCGCUGCAAUGAGAGGCUCGGUCCGUGUGAUCGAGGAGCUGAUGAAGUUCGAUCGUCAGGGUGUGAUUUCUGCAAGAAACAGAGUCACAGAGGCCACCGCUCUCCAACUGGCUGCCGAGGGUGGUCAUGCUGAGGUUGUCAAAGUUUUGGUCAAAGCCGGCGCUUCUCCCAUUGAGGAGAACAAAGCUGGUUUGACGGCCGUCCACUUGGCCGCCCAGAAUGGCCACACGGCCGCCCUCGAUGUGUUCGCCACCUCCAACCUCAGGGUCAACAGCAAGAAACUCGGCGUCACCGCUCUCCACGUUGCUGCUUACUUCGGACAAGCAGAUACGCUGCGCGAGUUAUUGGCUCACGUGCCUGGAACUGUCAAAUCUGAGGCGCCUAGUGGUGAGGGUCUGGUCGAGGAGCUCGGCUCGGAGUCAGGAAUGACGCCGCUCCACCUUGCCGCCUACUCAGGCAAUGAAGGCGUCGUCCGGCUGCUCCUCAACUCGGCCGGUGUACAGGUCGAGACGGCCACCACCGAAAACGGCUACAACCCACUUCAUCUGGCCUGUUUCGGUGGACACAUUGCGGUGGUCGGUCUGUUACUCAGCAGAGCGGCCGAUUUGCUUCCUAGUACAGACAAACAUGGCAAGACUGGUCUUCACAUAGCCGCCAUGCACGGCCACUACGGCAUGGUUGAGGUGUUGCUUGGUCAGGGCUCCGAAAUCAAUGCUACUGACAGGAAUGGCUGGACUCCUCUCCACUACGCAUCACGAGCCGGUUGCUACGACGUUGUGGUCCUUUUGACUGACAGCGGCGCCUCUCCAAAGGCCGAGACCAACUAUGGCAGUGCCCCAAUCUGGUUCGCCGCCUCCGAGGGUCACUACGACGUCCUCUACUACCUCAUGCACCGAGAGCAUGACACCUACGCGCUAAUGGAGGACAAGAGGUUUGUGUACAAUCUGAUGGUGUGCAGUAAAAACCACAACAACCGGCCCAUCGAGGAGUUUGUGUUGGUGUCGCCGGCCCCAGUGGACGCGGCAGCAAAGCUCUCAGCCAUUCUCAUCAACCUUUCCCAAAAGGAAAAAGAACGUGCCAAAGAUUUAAUCGCAGCAGGCAAGCAGUGUGAGGCGAUGGCCACAGAGCUGCUGGCGCUCGCUGCCGGCGCCGACUCGGCUGGCAAAAUUCUCAACGCCACCGACAGACGCAACGUAGAGUUUCUAGAGGUGCUCAUCGAGAACGAGCAGAAAGAGGUGAUUGCACACACAGUUGUCCAGAGGUACCUGCAGGAGCUGUGGCACGGCUCUCUGCAAUGGGCCUCUUGGCGAACUAUGCUCCUCUUUGCAGCCUUCAUCUUCUGCCCACCCGUCUGGAUGGUCUUUUCCCUGCCCCUAGGCCACAGGUUUAAUAAGAUUCCCAUAAUUAAGUUCAUGUCGUACCUGACGUCGCACAUAUACAUGAUGUUCCUGCUAACGCUGGUCGCCAUCACCCCUUUAUACCCUGUGGUCAGAGCAACCCUUUUGCCCUACUGGUAUGAGUGGACGCUGCUUGUGUGGUUGUCAGGGUUGCUACUCUUCGAGUUGACCAACCCCAGCGAUAAGAGCGGUCUUGGCUGGAUUAAAGUCACAGUGUUGGUGUUUGGGGUUUUCGGGGUGGCGUUCCACUUGAUGGGGCUGUUGAUCGCGCGCCCCUACUGGCCCACCCUGAUGUACCUGCGCAACCAACUGUUUGCGAUCGCCUUCCUGCUCGCCGCCGUGCAGAUCCUCGACUUCCUUAGCUUCCACUACCUGUUCGGCCCCUGGGCCAUCAUCAUCGGCAACCUGAUGAAGGACCUGGCGCGCUUCCUUGCCGUCCUCUGCAUUUUCGUGUUCGGCUUCUGCGGUUGCGUAGUUGCGCUGAAUCAACCUUUUCGCAAUCAAACGCCCGAGGAGAUCAAGAAGAACCAGCGACCCAUCGCUUACACGGGACCAUUCUCAGAGGUUAAGCUGAAUCCAAUAAGUGCCUUCGAAAAGCUUUUCUUCGCUGUGUUUGGCCUGACCAACUGGGACAACCUUCAGAUCAAAGCAAUGGACAAAAAGUUCGAGCAGCCAGAGUGGACGAGCAUCCUCUUCAAACUCGUCUUCGGAACGUACCUGCUCGUGUCAGUUGUGGUGCUGAUCAACCUGCUCAUUGCUAUGAUGUCAGACACUUACCAACGCAUCCAAGCGCAAUCUGACAUCGAGUGGAAGUACGGUCUUGCCAAACUCAUUCGCCACAUGCAUCGCACCAACACUGCACCUUCGCCCCUCAACUUGGUCACCACAUGGUUCAUUUAUAUCCUGCGCUUCUGCAAGACGAAACUCAAAAGGAGAAAAAGACCGAGUUUGGUCGAGAUGGUCAGCAUGCAGCGCAACCGUAUGUCGGCGCGCUCCAAAGUGGCCGCUAAGUGGCUGUCUAAGGUCAAGAAAGUUCAGGUUCAACCGAGAGCAGGUAGGAAAGACUCUACUGCUUUGAGUGUGGCCCCAAUCAGCCCUCUUGGCUCGCAGUUGAGCUUCAACAACCAGCAGCGCAUCGAAAGCGUAGCCGACUGGGAGACGAUUGCCAAGAAGUACCGCGCAAUCAUGUGGCCCGAGGAAGAGGAGCAUGCGGCGGCCGCCGACAAAGCAGGCGGCCACAGACCACCCUCGGCCUCCCACCAGAAGGUCAACGAGCAGCAGUCGGGGACACAAGCAGCCCCCACCGGUUAACAGCAAAAACUUUUUCAAUGAUUCUUCCUCUUGUGCUAGUUUUGAUGAAAUUUUAGUUUCAUCUUGAUCGUCCGUCUCUUCUCUAAAAACUUGU
This is a messenger RNA of Neocloeon triangulifer, 5275 nucleotides long. It is a transcript of the gene nompC, whose product is annotated as serine/threonine-protein phosphatase 6 regulatory ankyrin repeat subunit A. The coding region runs from base 142 to 5181 and encodes 1679 amino acids. NCBI's taxonomy places the organism in Eukaryota, Metazoa, Arthropoda, Insecta, Ephemeroptera, Baetidae. The transcript has 25 exons. Gene Ontology annotation, molecular function: calcium channel activity; protein binding. Gene Ontology annotation, cellular component: glycosylphosphatidylinositol-N-acetylglucosaminyltransferase (GPI-GnT) complex; membrane. Gene Ontology annotation, biological process: GPI anchor biosynthetic process; calcium ion transmembrane transport. The record is from RefSeq and is a predicted model, not a curated record.